CUUAAGUGACUUUUGAAAUAGAUACUACCAAGAUCAGAUCUCAGAGCAAACAUGACCACUGAAUUGACCGUUCAAUCUGAAAAGGCUUUCCAAAAGCAACCACACAUCUUCACCAACCCAAAGGCCAAGGCUACCAGAAGAACCAAGAGAUGGUACAAAGACGCUGGUUUGGGUUUCAAGACCCCAAAGUCUGCUAUUGAAGGUACCUACAUUGACAAGAAGUGUCCAUUCGUCGGUACCGUCUCUAUCAGAGGUAAGAUCUUAUCUGGUCUUGUUGUCUCCACCAAGAUGCACAGAACCAUCAUCAUCAGAAGAGAAUACUUGCACUACAUUCCAAAGUACAACAGAUACGAAAAGAGACACAAGAACUUGGCUGCUCACGUCUCCCCAGCUUUCAGAGUCCAAGAAGGUGACCACGUUACUGUCGGUCAAUGUAGACCACUUUCCAAGACCGUUAGAUUCAACGUUGUUAAGGUUGCCGCUGCUGCCGGUAAAUCUAAGGGUUUCAGCAAAUUCUAAAUUUAGUCUUUUAUAACUAUAUUAUAAAACAUGAAUUAAAAAUAUAACUUUAGCUGUCUAAUAGGUUGCAUAAAUCCACGUUAGCCUUACCCAGCACUUAUAAUCUUCGUCCGUACUUGAAAC
This is a messenger RNA of Pichia membranifaciens NRRL Y-2026, 642 nucleotides long. RefSeq lists its product as hypothetical. Gene Ontology annotation, molecular function: structural constituent of ribosome. Bases 52 to 519 code for a protein of 155 amino acids. Gene Ontology annotation, biological process: translation. The record is from RefSeq and is a predicted model, not a curated record. Gene Ontology annotation, cellular component: cytosolic small ribosomal subunit; ribosome. Lineage: Eukaryota; Fungi; Ascomycota; Pichiomycetes; Pichiales; Pichiaceae. The transcript has 2 exons.